GCGCAUUAAGUGUACUUGGUCUCAAGUAAAAUGGAGGUGUUUGUUGCGACUCCGACUUUAAGAUGUUCUUCCUUCGUGUUUUCUGUCGGUUCGGCGGUCAGAGACGUUCUGGACAGGUUCUUUCCGGAGCAGUUUCAGGACUUCUAUGUCACGUCAAAUGGCCGACUGUCUCACCUUGAGGAUCCUCUUCAACAUGGAGCUGUCUAUCGCCUGGAGCCUCGCCUCAGUGGAGGGAAGGGAGGUUUUGGGUCGAUGCUGCGAGCUCUGGGCGCUCAGAUUGAGAAGACAACCAAUCGGGAGGCCUGUAGGGAUCUGAGCGGCCGGCGGCUUCGAGACGUGAACCACGAGAAAGAGAUGGCGGAGUGGCUGAAGAAGCAGGCGGAUCGUGAAGCAGAGAAGGAGCAGCGGCGUUUGGAGCGUCUGCAGAGAAAACUGUCUGAGCCCAAACAUCAGUUCACCGACCCGAAGUACCAGCAGCAGUGCCAUGAGCUGAGUGAGAGGCUGGAGGACUCAGUGCUGAAAGGUCUGCAGGUGUCCUCCAGCUGUCAGGUAAACGCAGGUGAAGGCUCCACCCCCAAGAGGCCAAGCACCAAUCAGAGCGAGCCACAGAAGAAGAAGAAAAUGAAGAUGGCAGUGGAGACUGGUUUUUGGACUGGCCUAGAUGACCUGGAUUCCACAGAAUCCUCGGAGGAGGAGGAUGAAGAGAGUCCAUCCACGUCUGCUUUUACUGUGACGACACAGAGCGUGGAGCCUGAGCCCAUCAGGACACCUCAGCAGGUGGCGAGUAAUUCCUGUCAGUCUAAUAACCUGAUCAGACCCACAUCUGGCUGCAGCAGCACCGGUCCAACUAGACCCUCAGAGGAGCAGAGGCCCGAACCCUCAGAGGAGCAGAGGCCCGAAGUCCCCUCAGAGGAGAGGAAACUAGAACCAUCAGAGUCCAGAGGUCCACAGCAGUUGGACCUGUCCUCAGUGACGUCCAUCCAGGAGCUGGAGUCUCUGGGUCUGGAGGUUCUGAAGGAGGAACUCGUCUCUCGAGGAUUGAAGUGCGGGGGAAUGUUGUCAGAGCGUGCCACUCGACUCUUCUCCAUCAGAGGACUGAGUCCAGAUCAGAUUGACUCGGUUCUGCUCGCCAAGCCCGUCAAACCCAAGAAGAAGUGACAGACUUGUCAAACUGGUUCCAUCAAGAG
Molecule: messenger RNA, 1187 nt
Organism: Nematolebias whitei (Rio pearlfish)
Lineage: Eukaryota; Metazoa; Chordata; Actinopteri; Cyprinodontiformes; Rivulidae
Gene: sde2
Product: SDE2 telomere maintenance homolog (S. pombe)
Exons: 8
Coding region: 31-1158 (375 amino acids)
Cellular component (GO): nucleus
Source: RefSeq, a predicted model, not a curated record